This is a messenger RNA of Brugia pahangi, 3102 nucleotides long. The record is from the annotation of a GenBank genome assembly. NCBI's taxonomy places the organism in Eukaryota, Metazoa, Nematoda, Chromadorea, Rhabditida, Onchocercidae.
AUGAAGGCUUUGUUAGCCCAAGUGGUACUUGUCAUCUUCUAUUGUACUACCAUUACUGCGGCUAUUAAAACAAAUGAUGUAAAUCUAUGCAAACGACAGCCUUUUCGAGGUCGAUGUCCUGCAGUAGAUGGAAAAGGCCCAGCACGUUCGCAGUUUGUGUUACGUUACUAUCUGAGGGAUAAUGAAUGUGUCUCCUAUCCUUUCGGUCACUGUGCAAAUGAUGAAAAUGAACCAGUAUUGUAUAGAUAUAAAGAAGAAUGUGAAAAAGCUUGUCUAAAUAAAUCGCCUACUAAUGAUCAAAGUACAACAAUUCAAAAUGAUCAUGAAAUAGAAAAAUCAGCAAAUUCAUUAAUAAGUAGUGAAAUUACUGAUAAUGAUAAGGAUAAUGAUAAUGAUAACGAUAAUGAUAUCAAUGUGCAGAUCAGUACUACAUCAUCAUCAUUUCCAAUAAUUGAUAACAAUAAUAAUAAUACUACUACUGCAACAAUAUCAUCACAACGAGCUGCAUUUAUUGCUCAAAAAAGUAAAUCUCACAAGUUACUUACUGAAUGCGAAAAACGUAGACAAGCAAGUGAAUCAGGUCUUAUCAAAAGUGAUUUCAUUCCAAUUUGCGCCACUGAUGGUACUUUUCGGCCAUUGCAAUGCGAAACUCAACGUGAAAAUUGUUUUUGUGUGGAUCAUAAUGGUAUUAAAAUACCAAAUUCAGAUUCUAAUGGUACCAAAAAACCGGACUGUAAACGAAUAAUAAAAGCGCAAAAGUCAUUAAUCUAUGAAUGUUUAUCACCAAUGGAUUCUGGGCCAUGUAAUACAGCAAUUAAAAGAUGGUAUUAUGAUACUCGAGAACGACAAUGCAUUAAAUUUGAAUAUUCCGGUUGCGGUGGUAACGGUAACAAUUAUCCAACCAAAGAAGCAUGCGAAAAACAAUGCAAAUCAACAAGCAAUGAGCCAAAAUGUAAAGGUGGCUUGCAACCAUUACGGAAUGAAAAUGAUCAGUUGGUGAACUGCACCGAGAGUACCUGUCCGAAUGGUUAUUUAUGUUCGGUAGCACAACUUGGAUCAGUCUGUUGUCCAAUUAAUGCAUCUAGCAGUGCUACAACUAAUAUUUGUCAACUUCCAAAGGAACGUGGUCCUUGUGAUCAGUAUGAGCUUCGAUUUUAUUACAACAGCCGUCUCGGCGAAUGUAAAUAUUUCUUUUUUGGUGGUUGUGAAGGCAAUGCAAAUAAUUUUGAACGUGUGGAAGAAUGUGAACGUAUUUGUCGACAACGUGGUGUAAAAAUUACUGCAACAUCAAUUGUAUCAGCACCUCAGCUAAUAACAUCUGGACCACAAAUGCGAAAGCUUAACAAAGAAUUUGGAAUAAAAAAUAUUAAAAAAACUGGUGAAGAGAAAGAAUUAGUAGAACUGAUCAGUAAUGAUAAUGAUAAUGGUGAUGAUGAUAAUGAUGAUGAUGAUGAUGAUGAUUCAGCAGCUAGCACAAAUAUUUCAAAUGAUAUCAAAAAUAUCAAUAAUGAUAAUACUGCUGAUACUACUACUACUACCACUACUGAUAACAAUAAUGAAGCUAAUUUAGAAAUCACAUCGUCAACAACAAUAUUUCAUGAUAGAUCAAUGAUAAAUAAAAAUUUAUCUGCAAAAAAUAGCAUUAAUCAAAGUAAAUCACAUCAAUUGCAAAAAAUUGAUCAAAAUAUUGAAAAGAAAAUUAAACAAAAAGGAACAAAAUUAUCAUUUGAUAGUAAUCGUACUGAUAAAAUCACUGAUUUUACAACUGUCAAAACUAAGAAUACAAUUGCAACAAUUGAUAAAUCAGAAAAGUUUACUACAUCAAAUAGAAAUGAACAAAAAUUGGCAAGUGAAUCAGUUGCAAUCACUACUGAUCAACAAUUAUCUCAAAGUGACGAAGAGAUGAAAAUAAUUACAUCAACAACAAAGACAACAGUAGAAAGCUUAUCAGAUACAUUCAUUUCAACAGCAUCAGCUUCUUCAAUUGCUUUAUCUCCCAGUACAAUCAUAAUUACCACAACCUCACAAUCAAUUUUAUCAACAACUACACAACCAACUGCAAAUAGCAAUGAUCGAUGCUUUCAAAAAUUUGAUCGAGGUACAUGCACUGGACAAUUCAUUCGAUGGUAUUGGGAUUUUGAAAAAAGCACCUGUCAAGUAUUUACUUAUUCUGGUUGUGGUGGAAAUGGCAAUAAUUAUCGUAGCCGAGAAGAUUGCUUUGCUGCAUGUCAUCAACCUCCACAACCAACACCAAAACUGGAUAAUAUCUGUGAGCACAGCAUUCAUCCAGGUGAUUGUACCGGUAUCUUCCAGAGAUUUGCUUUUGAUUCGACAAUUAAUGAUUGUCGACCAUUUACAUAUACUGGCUGUGGCGGUAAUGGCAACAACUUUGGAAGUUCAUUAGAAUGUCGCAACAGAUGUAUCGUACAAAAACCAACACUGUCAACUGAUGUAUGCAAGCAUCCAAUUGAAGUAGGUGAAUGUUCUGGUGUUUUCCCGCGAUUUGCAUAUGAUCUGGUAGCUAAUGAAUGUCGACCAUUUACAUACGGUGGUUGUGGCGGUAAUGGUAAUAAUUUUGGAUCAAUGCUUGAAUGCAAAACAAAAUGUGUUCAAGGAUCAGAUGAAUUAGUGAAAUGUCCCACAAUAGAUGUAUCAUUAUGCGUUGAGCCAUGUAUUUUAUUCACAAAUCGUCAAGGCUGUCAUGAGUGCAAAUGUCCAAUUGCGCAUUCUGAAAUUGAUAAUGAACCAAUUGAACCAUCUGUAAUCACUUCCACUUUGAUAUCUGAUAAAUCAUCAGAUGAAUCGAAAUCACUUGAAGCUGAACAAUUUAUUGAAAAUAAGGUGGAAAAGAAACAUGGAUCUAUGUCACAUUCCGGAAGAACUUCACAAACAAAUUCGGUAACUGAAUUAGGUGAAAAAUGCUCACAACCUAUGGAUGCUGGACCAUGUAAAAAUUUUAUCGAACGUUGGUUUUUCAAUAUUAAUACUAGUUUAUGUCAAUCAUUUCAAUAUGGUGGUUGUGCUGGUAAUCGUAAUCAUUUCUUCUCAAAACAUGAAUGUGAAAUACAUUGCGCUCGAUUUUUCAGUAAGUUUUUCUUUUAA